This is a messenger RNA of Diaporthe citri, 891 nucleotides long. RefSeq lists its product as uncharacterized. Lineage: Eukaryota; Fungi; Ascomycota; Sordariomycetes; Diaporthales; Diaporthaceae. The transcript has 2 exons. Gene Ontology annotation, molecular function: 1-acylglycerol-3-phosphate O-acyltransferase activity. Gene Ontology annotation, cellular component: endoplasmic reticulum; membrane. Gene Ontology annotation, biological process: phosphatidic acid biosynthetic process. The record is from RefSeq and is a predicted model, not a curated record. The coding region runs from base 1 to 891 and encodes 296 amino acids.
AUGUCCUUCUCGACCUACCUAGGGUAUUUCUUGGGAGGCUAUACCGCCCUGACAGUCUUCUUCUACCUACUGUCUCCCAUGUCGUCCAAGUCCGGCUUUGUGGCGCGUUGCCUCGCCUCCUACAUCUGCCUGGUCAUAAGCGCCGCCUACGGUGCUGUCGUCUCCGUCGCCCUCAGCUGUGUCGGCCACCGGCAGAUCGCACAAUGGACCACCGGACGCGUGUUCAAGUACACCAUGGCCGCCACCACAGGCGUCACCUUCGAAGUCAUCGACCCCAAGGGUUACCUCAACAAGGUUAGGCCCGCCGUCUUUGUCGGCAACCACCAGACAGAGCUCGACGUGCUCAUGCUGGGCUGCAUGUUCCCCAAGUACUGCAGCGUGACGGCCAAGUCCAGCCUCAAGAAGCUGCCCUUCCUAGGGUGGUUCAUGACCCUGAGCGGCUCCGUCUUCAUUGACCGGAAGAACAGCAAGGAUGCGCGCGCGGCCAUGAGCGGCGCUGCGGAUCAGAUAAAGACUCUGAAGCAGAGCGUAUACAUGUUCCCCGAGGGCACCAGGAGCUACGCAAAGGAGCCCAUGCUGCUGCCCUUCAAGAAGGGCGCUUUCCACCUUGCUGUCCAGGCCCAGGUGCCCAUCGUGCCUGUCGUUGCGGCCAACUACAGCGAUACGCUGUACAUCAAGGGCAUGGUCUUCAAGUCGGGCAAGAUCCCCUGCAAAGUGCUCGAUCCGAUCCCAACGACGGGCCUGACCCCGGCAGACGUGGAUGAGCUGUGCAACAAGACCCGGGAGCUCAUGCUCAAGGAGAUCAUCAACCUCACGUAUACGACCCGUGGCCAGGAGGCUCCCAUCGCAGCUUCAACUAUCAAAGCGAGCGGGGUUGACCUGAAGCAAUGA